CCAAUUUCUGAGCCGGGUCGACCGACCCUCCUCGACCCGGUGGUGGCUCCGCCCAGCAUCCACUGCCCGGGCCUCACGGGCGCCCACUUCCCCGCGUCAUCUGCUCCGACAAGGACCUCCUCCUCCUCUGGGUCACCUUCAAAUUCGGCCCCUACGAUGAGCUGGAGCUGCGCGAGUACUUGGUCUACAAAGCUGGCCCCGGACGGCCGUCACUCCACCUGCUCCCAGAUCCCCAUCCGCUCGUGCUCAGAGCCUGGGAGGUCGCCCUCCUGCCCCAUGGCGACGACGACGGUCAUUUCCUCGUCGCCGCUCUAUGCUUGACACAGGCUCCUUGGAUUUACGACCUUCAUCUCUUCUCGUCCAUCACCGGUGCUUGGAGCACCAAGGCGUCGUUCGCGGACAAACCGUAUACCUGCAGGCCACAAGGUGAUUUCUUUUGGAGGAGGCACAUUCGGCUGGGCCGAUCUCUGGAGAGGAAUCUUGGUCUGCAAUGUGUUCGACGAAAUGCCCAUGGUGCAGUUCAUCCAAUUGCCCAUGCUGUUGCCUGGUAACAUAUAUAAUCUUGCAGUAUGUCCGUGGCCUAUUCGAGAUGUUGCGUGCUGCAGCAAUGGUCUGAUCAAACUUGUCGAGGUAGAAACUCAAACAAGGCAAGUUGAUGGAAUAUCAAAUUGGCACAGGGAUAUAAUUUAUGAUUCGGAAUUUUUUGGAAAGCCCAAACAUGUUGUGGGGUGGAGGAUCAUAAUAUGGUCUCGAGUGAGUUCUUCCAACUAUUGGCAUAAGGAGCAGAUGAGUCUUGACGAAGAAAUAUCUGUUGACUACCAAAGGUAUCCUGUGCUGCUUGAUGGAGACGGAGAAUCAACAUUGAAGAAUGUUUUUGCAUCCUACCCUGUUCUGAACCUAAAUCCCCACAGCGGUGAUUCUGGUAACCUGUUGUGUAAACUGAAAUCUCACACUCAGAAGAUGUGGUUAAUCACCGUUGACCAGAAGAUGAAGAAAUUGGUAGAGCUGGCACCGUUUUUUAUCAGAGGAUAUUUCAGUCCUGCUUACCCAUCUCAACUGUCCAAAUACCUGAAUAGAGCUAUAGAUGUCAGACAGCACCUUAGUUUGCAAGUUGACAUGGUUGAUGAUGAGAGGAGGAAGAUAACAAAAUAGGCAGCGUGAGAUUCUUUGUUACCAUUGUUGCCAUAAUUGGGCAUACCUGAUGGAGAAGAAUUAGGGGAUUGGGACAGAAAGAAGAUUUCUGUUGACUGUAAUGAUGUUUGGGACAACUAUGUCAAGGUAAAGUAAAUAGCUUGGUUCAGAUGUUACUUUUACUACUGCAUUUCAAUUUUUGCAUGGUACAUAGGUUUGUCUACUAGGAACUACAUACUUCUUGUUCUGGUUUAUAAAACUGACAAGACAAGAUAAAACAGAUGCCACACUGUUUUGUUAUCUUGUUUAU
Molecule: messenger RNA, 1441 nt
Organism: Lolium perenne
Lineage: Eukaryota; Viridiplantae; Streptophyta; Magnoliopsida; Poales; Poaceae
Source: RefSeq, a predicted model, not a curated record